Molecule: messenger RNA, 481 nt
Organism: Neurospora tetraspora
Lineage: Eukaryota; Fungi; Ascomycota; Sordariomycetes; Sordariales; Sordariaceae
Exons: 1
Coding region: 167-424 (85 amino acids)
Source: RefSeq, a predicted model, not a curated record
GAGCAAUGAAGGUAGACGAGAACUAGUACCUAAUGGGACGAGGGCCUGGAAAGGAGCAGAUGCUGGAAUAUGGACAGACCAAAGGGGAGAUGUUGACUUGAAGUGACCAAAUAGUGAUUGUGUGCCAGGUAGAGACGGAUGUUGAUGAAAGCAGACACUGCUAAGAAUGGUGAAAAUGAUAUUGAAAAGAAAUUGCAGAGAUAAGACUCGAUGGAUGGUCGAUAGAAGACGAUACAAAAAAAAAGGUGAGCAAAAACAUGACCAAAAAUCCCCAACAUUAUAUACCUACUCGCCGUUUGCGCAAAUGCGGAGAAAGAGUAAGAUAGAGUGGUGUAGAUACAGCCCCUCCAUCACCUGGUGUCAUGAUACACCACACCUCACCCACCACCCUUCCGAGAUCCCGAGCAUCCCACAGCAACAGUAGCCCUGAAUUCUCCAAUAAACAUCAUGGAAGCGGGACACAACUCGGCGCGGAUGAGCA